AAUCGAUAGAAAAUCAGGAAUGCAGGACCGGUAGGAAGAGGUUGUGGUGGAGAAGAGAGACACAGAGAGAGAGAGAGCGGCCAUGGAAACUGCUAUGUGCAGUCGAGUCCCUCUUUCGCCGAACCACGUCUUCAACCCUACCAAACCCGGGGAUAAGUACUCUGCUUACAAGCAAUGCACGAACCGGAGCGUUUUGAUGACAGUAUCCGCCGCUGGGUUAGGGAAAGGUGGCGGGUUACUGGAAAAGCCUACCAUUGAGAAGACGACACCUGGCCGUGAAUCUGAGUUCGACUUGAGAAAAUCAAGGAAAAUGUCCCCGCCUUACCGUGUUCUCCUGCAUAACGACAACUUCAACAAGAGGGAGUAUGUUGUCCAAGUGUUAAUGAAGGUCAUCCCUGCAAUGACCCUUGACAAUGCAGUUAAUAUCAUGCAAGAGGCUCAUUAUAAUGGCAUGGCAGUGGUAAUCAUCUGUGCCCAAGCUGAUGCAGAGGAGCAUUGUAUGCAACUGAGAGGAAAUGGUCUUUUGAGUUCAAUUGAGCCUGCCAGUGGUGGCUGUGAGUAAUCUUCUCAUAUUGUCAGCUUUAAUCCAUUUCUUGUUCUAGAAUUCUGCUCCUAUGUACAUAAACUCGAAAAGUCCAUAUUAAGAUGAACCUUUGUUAUCAUGUUUCCCAUGUUAAGACAUGUCUACAACUAUACAUCACUGCUGUUUAUUCUGA
Corylus avellana is the source of this 716-nucleotide messenger RNA. Its product is annotated as Ribosomal protein L12/ ATP-dependent Clp protease adaptor protein ClpS family protein. The record is from RefSeq and is a predicted model, not a curated record. Gene Ontology annotation, biological process: proteolysis; protein catabolic process. NCBI's taxonomy places the organism in Eukaryota, Viridiplantae, Streptophyta, Magnoliopsida, Fagales, Betulaceae.